Messenger RNA from Oryzias melastigma (Indian medaka), 1904 nucleotides. RefSeq names its product T-cell surface glycoprotein CD3 epsilon chain. The transcript has 5 exons. Gene Ontology annotation, cellular component: alpha-beta T cell receptor complex; external side of plasma membrane. Gene Ontology annotation, biological process: positive thymic T cell selection; cell surface receptor signaling pathway. Lineage: Eukaryota; Metazoa; Chordata; Actinopteri; Beloniformes; Adrianichthyidae. The record is from RefSeq and is a predicted model, not a curated record. Bases 723 to 1238 code for a protein of 171 amino acids. Gene Ontology annotation, molecular function: transmembrane signaling receptor activity.
UCAUGAUUUGAAUAAAGAAAUACUCAGAGAUGCAGUUUUAAUCUGACAUUACUUUAUACAUGUUCUCCAUCAUGAGAAAAAUGCAACAAAAACAUGUUAAAAACAAUAAAAACGAUGUUUUUAAUUGGAGUCUUUCAAUGUCUUUCAACAGCUGUGGUUCAUCUGUAAGCAACUUCACCCGUUGGCUCUGGUUCUGGUUCAGAGGCCACGUCCUGUAUGUGGCAGAAGAAACUUCUUCAAUGAACAAAAAUAAAAAUCCUCUUUUUUUUAGGUUGUUCCAUCACGUUUUCUCUUUAUCACUCAUCACCAUGUUUUUACAAAAAGUAUAAAAUGUACCCAUUUAAAAAUAAAAGAUUUUUUUACACGUUUCGAACAACGUGAGCCUGACUGCAUGGUUUCCUCCAUCAAAAAGUGCCUUUGUAGAGGGCUGUCUUAAAGGUUAAAGAAUACCAAAGAGAUAAAAUAAAAGAUGGCGGAAUAUUCAGCACUGAGAUCUGACAUUUACUUUGUUCUGUUCAGGCAUUUCUGUUUCCUGAAGCUGAAGAUCAACCAGUAACUCAGAAAAAACUGCACUUCCUGUGGGGAUCGAUAUGUACUCGUGUAGGUAUCUAUGAGUAUUUGUGUGUGUGAGGGAAUGUGUGUCUUGUGUGUAUUUGUGUGUCUGAAAGUAGAGAGGGAAGUCUUCUUUCUCUUCCUUUGCGUCUCAUUGCAGAAGCAUCUUCAUGAGCGUGAUGAUCUUCAGAGUCAUGGCGGUUUCCGUGUUUCUCCUCGUCUUCUUCGUGUUUGGUGUUAAAGCAGAACAAGGAGGAGUCAGUUUCUGGAGAAACGAUGUCACACUGACUUGUCCAGAAAAUGGGACUUGGUUUCAGCUUAGCACUCAACUUCAUAUGGGCAAAACCUAUGUUUUCAAAUAUGAACGUCCGAUCAAUGUGUAUUGUGUCUACGAGACGUUUGAUCAAUUUGAGUCGGAAAUUACCAAGAAAACUUUCUUCUACGUUAAAGGACGAGUCUGUGAGACGUGCUAUGAGGUUGAUGGAGUUUAUCUGGGAGGAGCCAUCUUUGCAGAUGUGAUAAUGACCACCACUUUGAUGGCGUUCAUCUAUAACUUUGCCAAGAAGGGCUCAGCAGCAUCUCCAUCAGGAGGCCGGGCUUCAGAUAUCCAAUCUUCGGAUUAUCAGGAAUUGAACCCUCGCAGCGUCUCUCAGGCAACUUACUCUGCAGUGAGUCGGAGGAAAUAAAGGCAGCACCCAACAUUGACAGCAGAGAGAGCUUUUUCUUGCACUGCUGCCAAUUUUUUGCUGUUGUGCUUCUUCUAAGAUUUAACCAAACUCCAUGAAUUUUUUUUUUGCUUCUGCUUGAAGGAUUUCCUUUGUCCUAAAAAACAUGUUCUUCACAAUUUUGUUCUGUCAGGGUUAAAAGUCAGCUUUUGGAAAAUCCAAUAAAGUAAAAUAAAAGUCAAACCAACAGUGUUGUCAGGAUUCUUCUCAGUAACUGAAUCAUUUCAUAAUUAGAACAUUUAGAGACGUCAAUAGAAAACACACGGACCAGUCAUUUUAAUUUGCUUGCAUCUCUGAUAUAUUUCAUGUUUUAAGUUUUUGCUCCAGCAUUUUUCUCUCUUCGGUUUAAUAAACUUCAUUCCAGUCGCCUUUGCUUUCCUGUCUUGCUUAGAGCCUCAGCAGCAGAUCUUUUGCAGCAGAGCUGUGUGGUUCGUUCGAGAGCUAAAAACUAAUAAGUUUGUCGUCAGUUUUCAUGUCCCGCCGCAAACACCUCCUCUGAAACAUUUCCCCCCAUGUGGACGUCAUGAACAAACGGUUUCGACCCACAAGGCCGCGUUUCCGUGUUCUUUUUAGCAGUGAGACAACAACGAUGUUAGGAUUAAUCCUUGUUCUAUCUGCACGUUCUGC